CUCGUCCCCUGCUAUAGAACCCCCUGCUAUUAAUCCAUCAUGUCCAACCGAGGAAUGUCCGCGCGAAUCCCAUCUAGGCCAAUCGGGGGUGAGGAUGACACCAUUUUGGGGCGGGACGAUGGCCCGCCUGUGUCUUCUUAGAAAUCGAUUUUUUCUUCCUUUCUUUCCUCGGUCUCUCAUUCAGCCACCUUCUAUCCUCUGUUCUCGAGCUGUCCGGGGAAUCAGUCCAGAAAAGAAAGAAAGGAAGAAAAAAACAGAAUAAGAAAGAAAGAUAAAAAAAAUGGCUCCUCUAUCAGCCACUCUGGCACCCUUAAUUAUGGGUACCGCCACCUUCAACUCCCAGUACAACGCCGAUCCAUACGCCCUGCCCACCACCGAGCUCGUGCAUCGCGCCUUGAACAGUGGCAUUCGCGCCUUCGAUUCCUCGCCCUACUACGGCCCAGCCGAGGAGUUACUCGGUCGCGCCCUCGACACCGACUUUGUCCGCACCAAUUACCCCCGCGACUCCUACCACCUCCUCACCAAAGUCGGUCGCAUCGCCGCCUCCUCCUUCGACUACUCCCCCGCCUGGGUGCGCCAGAGCGUCCGUCGCAGCCUGCGCCGCCUCCACACCACCUACCUCGACGCCGUCUACUGCCACGAUGUCGAGUUCGUCUCCCCCGCCGAGGUCCUCGCCGCCGUCCGCGAACUGCGCCGCCUCCGCGACACAGACGGCUCCGUCCGCCACGUCGGCAUCUCAGGCUACCCCGUCGACGUCCUCUGCGACCUCGCCGAGCUGAUCCUCCGCGAAACAGGCGAACCCCUCGACAUCGUCAUGUCCUACGCGAACUUCACCCUGCAGAACACGCGCCUCCGCUCGCGGGCCCUCCCCCGCCUCAUCGCCGCCGGCGUCGACGUCGUCCCCAACGCCUCCCCGCUCGGCAUGGGCCUGCUCCGCCGCCGCGGCGUCCCCAUAGGCGGCAUGGGCGAUUUCCACCCGGCCCCGGACGCCCUCCGCGACGCCAUCCACGCCGCAGACCAGCUCGCCGACGCUAGCGGCGACAAGCUCGAAGUCGUCGCCAUCCGCUUCGCCCUCGAGUCCUGGCUGCGCGACGGCGCCCCCGUCGGCGCCCUUGGCCCGCCCCUCGCGCGCGCGCCUCACUCAGACCCAGGCUUCCUCUCCGUCGCGUCUAUGGGCACAGGCGAGCGCCUCGGCGUUAGCGUCAUCGGCGUGAGCACCGUCGACGAGCUAACCGAGACCCUGCGCGUGUGGCACAGUAUCGUCGACGGCCUGGAGAACCGCGACGACGACGUCGACAUCGACAACACCGAAGCUGAAAAGACCAGCCCACAAGACACUAUGCCAACAACACUCACCCCCUCCGACGGCCUCAUCACCGACCGCGCGUGGUCGCGCUCCAGAAGAACUCACAUCCUCGACCUAGCGACACAGAUCCAGUCCGUCCUCGGCCCGGAAUGGGUCGACUACGUCUGGGCUAGUCCGGGCCCGGAUUUCGUUAACAUCCUACCAGCUGACCAUUUGGCUGCGUUGGAGAAGGAUGUAGACGCAGACGCAGAGAAGCCUGUUGAUGCCCUUCCCCCGGCAGCGGCAGCAGCAAACGCCAUGGUCACGCCUCCCAUGGAGGCCAUUGAUCAGGAGCAGCGGGACCCGAUGGUGGCUGCGCCGGCGAGUAUUACUCUGUAG
Messenger RNA from Aspergillus campestris IBT 28561, 1684 nucleotides. Its product is annotated as D-arabinose 1-dehydrogenase (NAD(P)(+)) ARA2. The coding region runs from base 281 to 1684 and encodes 467 amino acids. Gene Ontology annotation, cellular component: cytosol. Lineage: Eukaryota; Fungi; Ascomycota; Eurotiomycetes; Eurotiales; Aspergillaceae. The record is from RefSeq and is a predicted model, not a curated record. Gene Ontology annotation, molecular function: D-arabinose 1-dehydrogenase [NAD(P)+] activity. Gene Ontology annotation, biological process: dehydro-D-arabinono-1,4-lactone biosynthetic process. The transcript has a single exon.